Lactuca virosa is the source of this 1031-nucleotide messenger RNA. The record is from the annotation of a GenBank genome assembly. Lineage: Eukaryota; Viridiplantae; Streptophyta; Magnoliopsida; Asterales; Asteraceae.
CGGAAGUAUUUGCCUUUCUUAUUUUGCCACUGAAACUUCUACUUCGCCUCUUCUCGCACAAACCGCCAUAGAAUUUGUCGUCGUUAUCUUCUCUUGGCUUCUUUGCGUUUCUAUUUUGCCUCCGCGUGCCUCUUUCUUCUUAUCUCAGUUUGCUCCCAAUUUGAUCAGGAAAGUCUUCCAUGUCUCUAAGCCCCUUCCAGUCGUUCCAUUUUCUUUCUUGCAAAUUAAUCCACCGACUAUUUCAUUUUCUUUCUUCCAGACUAGAAAGAUGAUGAAGACAGCAGAUGCGUCGCUGCUGCUGGUGGUCAGCGACGGCGUCACCGGAGUGCACGAAUGGCACCAAAGCUUCACCGGACUACCAGUGCUAUAUAAUCGUCUUUCCACUGUGUGUUGACUUUAUUCAAUACCGCCCAAUAGUGAUGAUGAUAUUCCAAUAAGUUUGUGGAAAUUGAAAGUGUUCUCCGUUCCGUUGCCUUCCAAAUUCUGAUCUCCAUAUGUGGUUAGAAAACCGCUAUCAAAAAUGGCUGGAAAAAGAUGUUUACAUUGCUGUUGGGAUGUCGUCCUCAAUUACAGCUAUUCCAGACACACACACCAUACCUAUAUGCUGCUUUCACUUCAUUUCCAAAAAACAAAUUCCAGAGUAUGUGGAUCAACAUGCAGUGGUGAUGCCAUUGCAAAUAAGUUUGUGGAAAGAAUGUACCAACAUACCUUCAAAGUUCGAUCGUGUUUCUCUUGAAAAUGCUCCUGCUCCUGCUGUUGUUGCUAUAAGCAGUGUAAAAAUCUCGAAUUAUCCCGGGUCAUUAAGACUUGGCACAAGCAGCGCAAGUCACUUGUACAUCAACCCACCAAUUCCGGAAACAACAAUUCUUAUAGACAGUUAUGGAACUUUUCAACAGUCACCAGUCAACUUUGAUUCCCCAACACUAUUAUCAUAUAUAUUACAGAAAACUUAUUCAGAUCUUUCGAGGACAAAAUAUUCACUGCAGAGACGGAGAAUAAGAACGCAGCAGCAGACACGAUUAGGAUUUUGA